UAAUGUCCUAUUUCGUAUAUAAGUCAACGAUCAUUGACCAAUAUUGUAAUAGACAACUGUGAGUUAGUGACAUCAAGUCGUGCUAGUGACCGAAUUACAGAACAAGAUGAAGGUCCUCCUACUAGCCUGUAUGCUGGCGUGCGCAGGAGUGGUUCUCGGGAGACGAGUCCCUCGCGCGUACACAGACAUCUACGACAGUAUUGACAUCAACACAGUGCUGUCCAACCGGCGGUUACUGGUGCCUUAUGUGCUCUGUGUCCUAGAGGAAGGCAAAUGCACCCCUCCAGGCAAGGAGCUGAAGUCCCACAUCAAAGAAGCGCUAGAGACCCACUGCGGCCAGUGCACUGAGAACCAGAAACGAGGAUCCCGGCAGGUCAUCGCCCAUCUCAUCAACCACGAACCUGAGUACUGGAAGAAGCUCACCAACAAGUACGACCCAACUGGCAAAUUCACCAAGAUGUACGAAAACGAACUCAGGGCGCACGUGUAGAGACGAUGACGUUCCCCUUUUGGAAGACAUUCUCUGAGGAAUGCUAGGAGUUGAUAACAUGAGCUGGUGCCAGAUAGUCAACAAGAGAG
This is a messenger RNA of Ostrinia furnacalis (Asian corn borer), 579 nucleotides long. RefSeq names its product allergen Tha p 1-like. The record is from RefSeq and is a predicted model, not a curated record. Bases 107 to 490 code for a protein of 127 amino acids. Lineage: Eukaryota; Metazoa; Arthropoda; Insecta; Lepidoptera; Crambidae. The transcript has 3 exons.